Molecule: messenger RNA, 825 nt
Organism: Folsomia candida
Lineage: Eukaryota; Metazoa; Arthropoda; Collembola; Entomobryomorpha; Isotomidae
Gene: ATPsynD
Product: ATP synthase subunit d, mitochondrial
Exons: 3
Coding region: 90-611 (173 amino acids)
Biological process (GO): proton motive force-driven ATP synthesis
Molecular function (GO): proton transmembrane transporter activity
Source: RefSeq, a predicted model, not a curated record
AUCUCAUCCAACAGCAAAUCGAACACUGCCCGAGAGCCGAUUUUGCGAAAAAGUUGCAAUUUUUCUGUUUGGAAAUUUAAAAAAGAAAAAUGGCAGCAAAACGGAUCGCUUCGAGCUCCAUUAACUGGGCGGCGAUAGCGGAAAAGGUUCCAGAGAAUCAGAGAGUUUUCUUCAAUGCGUUGAAAGGGAGGAGCGAUGGGUAUUUGCGAAGAGUGCUGUCCAACCCAGAAUCUGCACCGAAAAUCGACUGGGCGGCGUACAAGGCGAAAGUGUCGCCCGCACUGGUAGAUUCGUUCCAGAAACAGUACGAUGCUUUUAAGGUGCCAUACCCCUCGGAUAAGUACAGCGCCGAGAUUGCGACACAAGAACAGCAAGCGGCGAAAGAAAUCCAGGCCUUCAUUGCUGGUUCCAACGAGCGAAUUAAAGUUAAUCAGGCCGGAAUUGCAAAGUGGGACGAUGUCCUUCCCUUCGAAGAGAUGACGUUGGAAGACUUCAAGGACGCUUUCCCCGAACACUCGCUCGACUUUAUUAACAAGCCGACCUUCUGGCCCCACACGCCUGAGGAACAACCCGGCUACAAGCCACCAAAAGAUCAAGUGGCCGCCCAUUAGAAAAAAUAAAUUCGCCACGUUAUGUCGUCGCCAUCAUCAAUAAACAACACAGAACGAGCAGUAGUCUCCAAUCUUCCUCUUCAGUCAUCUUGAAUCACGUAGUAGAUAAAUAAAUAUACCCAAAUUAUUGAUGAUUUAAAAGUCAACACCAAUUACCUGUUCAUCAUCGCUCUGUUUAAUUGAAUAAAAAUAAAUAGGUACCACAGUAUGUAAA